This is a messenger RNA of Hemiscyllium ocellatum (epaulette shark), 1883 nucleotides long. It is a transcript of the gene slc25a27, whose product is annotated as solute carrier family 25 member 27. The record is from RefSeq and is a predicted model, not a curated record. Gene Ontology annotation, biological process: response to cold. Bases 137 to 1015 code for a protein of 292 amino acids. The transcript is spliced from 8 exons. NCBI's taxonomy places the organism in Eukaryota, Metazoa, Chordata, Chondrichthyes, Orectolobiformes, Hemiscylliidae.
CUCAGGAAAGAGGGAACCUUGUUGUGCAGGCUCUGCAAUUAGUUCCUAGCUCGUCACUGGUGAUAUAAUCUAAACUGUGCAGUUUGCAAAGAGAGAUUUGAGCUGAUUUGGCCUGUUUUGCCCAUGUCUUGUUGCAAUGGGAGCUGGGAAGGUGCUUUCCCAGCAUUGUAUCCGGGUCGCUGCUGGUUUGAUCGCAAUGAGCCUGGAGACCGGGGAGUCUGAGCAGCGCCCUGCCCGGGACGUGUACUCUCUGCCCAUCAAAUUCAUGCUGACCGCCUGCGCCGCGGCUGUGGCUGAGACAGUGACUUUUCCAUUUGACUUGACUAAAACAAGACUUCAGAUCCAAGGAGAAUCUGCUGCCCAUCAUUCUAGAGGCAGUAAAAGAGUAACGCCUAAUCGGGGAAUGAUUCAAACAGCAGCUGGAAUCGUGAAGGAAGAGGGCCUGUUCAAACUCUGGAAUGGUGUUACUCCUGCCAUCUGCAGACAUAUAGUGUAUUCAGGAGUAAGGAUGGUUGCCUAUGAGCAACUCCGUGAUUCUGUACUUCACAAGGAUGAAGAUGGCUAUUUCCCACUGUGGAAAGCUGUGGUAGGAGGAAUGCUGUCUGGUACUAUUGGUCAAUUUUUUGCCAGCCCAACUGAUCUGGUCAAAAUCCAAAUGCAGAUGGAAGGGAGGCGAAGGCUUGAAGGAAAACCACCGAGAGUUCAUGGCGUCUUCCAUGCUUUUAAGAAAAUUCUUUCAGAAGGUGGAAUCCGAGGUCUGUGGGCUGGAUGGGUUCCAAAUGUACAGAGAGCUGCACUAGUGAGUCUGGGAGAUCUAACAACGUAUGAUACAGUGAAACACUUCUUACUACGACACACAAGUCUGAAAGACAACAGCUUAUGCCAUGGCUUAUCAAGAUUAGACUUACAGUGUGGAAACAGGCCCUUCGGCCCAACAAGUCCACACCGACCCGCCGAAGCGCAACCCACCCUUACCCCUACAUUUACCCCUUACCUAACACUACGGGCAAUUUAGCUUGGCCAAUUCGCCUGACCCGCACAUCUUUGGACUGUGGGAGGAAACCGGAGCACCCGGAGGAAACCCACGCAGACACGGGGAGAACGUGCAAACUCCACACAGUCAGUCGCCUGAGUCGGGAAUUGAACCCGGGUCUACAGGCGCUGUGAGGCAGCAGUGCUAACCACUGUGCCACCGUGCAGACUUUUUUUCUCUUUAUGGUUCUGUACUGCAAAGAAAUUCUAAAAUUGUCAUUUUUAAAUUGCAGCCCAUUUCAUGUCAAAUGAUUAUUAGAUAACUUGUAUGUUUAAUUUGGCUCUGUAUAUUUUUCUAGUUCUGUAUCUUGGUCAUGCUCUCAGGUCUUUUUAUUUUUCUAGAAAGACCUUUGUUGCCAUUUCCAUUGCUGUAGUGUUGUAGGGAUGGGAUGGAUUUGGAAUCCUUUCAACCAAGUCAAAGACUGUUUCUUCCCCUUAUGGUGUUACUGUUUCUUUCACAUUUCCUCUGUCCCCACUGAGCUCAUUUGCUGCUGCAGCUACCAGUGUGUUUCCUGCUGGCUAUGUUAAUACAACUCUUUCGUUUGUCAGAGUUAGCAAUGGCCAGAUUUCCCUCUGACAGCAGUGUUGAGAAAUAUAUUCAUCUUUCCCAGUACAAAGACAGUCCUCUCAAAUUUAAAAUUGUUGUUCAGUUAAGUUGUCAUCCUAAUUCUAAAACUAACUUGUGAUUUUCUUUUUGAGAAAGUUCACAAGGAUUUAUUGCAUUAGCCACCAUCAGAACAGUAAUGAGAAAAAUCUGAGCAAUGAGCCCUUGAAAGAAAGAAUCAAAAGAAUUGACUUUAAAGUUUGUGAAAGAUAUUUAGUCAAUGGAGAAGUGUUAAACUCUGACCAGU